UCCAAGAGGCAGAUUCACCCUCCACCAGUCAAACAUGUCUUACUGUGGACCAUCCUUUGCAGUUCCAUCCUGCGCUUCUUCUCCGGUUGUUGGCUUUGGAUCACCUGGCCUUAGCUAUGGUGGCUCUGGCUUUGGCUGUGGGGCCCCAGCAUUUGCAGUUCCCUCUAUGGCCUCCAGUCCAGUUGUGGGCUUUGGAUCAGCAGGCCUUGGCUAUUCAUCUGGGGUGCCCUCAUCCAGCCUUGGCGUCCUUUCGGGAGUCAAUCCUUCCUGCAUCAACCAGAUCCCCCCUUCAGAGGUUGUGGUCCAGCCCCCUCCCAUCGUCGUGACCCUCCCAGGACCCAUCCUCUCCGCUACUGGUGAACCUGUGCGUGUGGGAGGCAACACGCCAUGUGCUGUUAGUUACGGGAGAAGCGUUAUUGCGGGAGGUGGUGGUGCUCUUGGAGGCCGUUUGGGAAGUCGCAGAGGCAGCCUCAUUUGUGGGCGCAGAUGCAGCUUGUCCCCCUGCUAA
Euleptes europaea (tarantolino) is the source of this 508-nucleotide messenger RNA. Its product is annotated as feather keratin 4-like. The transcript has 2 exons. The record is from RefSeq and is a predicted model, not a curated record. Gene Ontology annotation, cellular component: intermediate filament. Gene Ontology annotation, molecular function: structural constituent of cytoskeleton. Lineage: Eukaryota; Metazoa; Chordata; Lepidosauria; Squamata; Sphaerodactylidae. The coding region runs from base 35 to 508 and encodes 157 amino acids.